This is a messenger RNA of Neofelis nebulosa (Clouded leopard), 1027 nucleotides long. RefSeq lists its product as uncharacterized. Lineage: Eukaryota; Metazoa; Chordata; Mammalia; Carnivora; Felidae. The transcript is spliced from 2 exons. Bases 34 to 756 code for a protein of 240 amino acids. The record is from RefSeq and is a predicted model, not a curated record.
CUCGUGGCUCCCCUUUGAUUGCCUGCAGUGACCAUGCCCAGGCCAGGCCCGCCACAGGACACGGGACAAGGCCUGGGAGGUCUCGACACAGCACAAACAAAGUGGGGGUGUCGCCUGGUUUUCCACUGCUCCGGGGCUCGGCACGCUCUCAUCUGUGCUAACUGUCCAUCACGAGGCAGGGCAGAGCUUCUGGAACAUCUGCCUGCUGUGCAGCAGGAGGCCCACUGCCGGCCCUGCUCUGCCAGCCCCGCCACGGGUGCUGGGAUAAGGCAGCUCCUCCACACCGUUUUCCUUCUCAACCAGUUAGCUGGGCCUGAUUGUCCCGUUCCCCAGCCAGGUGUGACCUGUCCGGAAAGCUCAGGGCUCUCCUCCCGGAGGCUGCCAGUCCUCUGCUUGUGGCUGGUCCCUCACUGCCACGAGAGUGCACGGGCUCAGGCUCGGGGCUCAAGCCCUUGCUGGGCCCACUGCCGACCCCUGGGGCCCCCCGGGGCCCGCGGUGAAGACCUGACCUGGCCAAGGCCUCCUACCACCGGCGCUCCCUUCCCCCCAUCCCUCUCCUGGCCCAAGCCUUUUUCCGUUUCAACCCCUCCUGCAGCUGGUGACGUCCUGGGCUGCGUUCUGAGGACUGAGGGCUCCCAGGCCUGUCCCGGGGCAGCGCAUCCGAAGCUGCUCAUCCCAGUCCAGGGUCUCCAGCAGGAGCCGGUGAAGCCGGGGCCCAGCGCAGAGGCCAGGGCAGGCUUUGCAAACUCAUCGUAGUAAAAUGCAGAUUCUGACUUGGUGGGUCUGGAUAGGCCCAAGCCUGCAUCUGUAACAACCCCCCCCCCCCCACCCCGAGGUGACACUGCUGGGCCCCGGGCCUCACUUUGAGCAUCGAGGGCUGGAGCUCAUUGCUUGGUAGGGGCUUAGUGGGGGUCUACGGACUCACAGUCAUGGAUGAACGAAUGCACACACCUCUUACCUAAGAACCAAAGAGCAAUGAGCCAGCAGGCCUGGGUCACCCCUCGCAAUGAAGGACCGUCACAGAGAC